Zea mays is the source of this 2107-nucleotide messenger RNA. NCBI's taxonomy places the organism in Eukaryota, Viridiplantae, Streptophyta, Magnoliopsida, Poales, Poaceae. The record is from RefSeq and is a predicted model, not a curated record.
GUCUUGUCAGAGCCUCCUCGUCGUGGGCGUAAAAGCCGCCGCCUCCAACCCUUGUAAAAGUUUCUUGGAUAGUCCGUAGCCGCUUGCCCUGUUCGCAUCUUCGCGCGUGGCGCACACCGCUCCAGCUCUCCUUCGACGGGCACGGCCGAGCCGCCUUCGUCUUGGCCGCAGCGGUGCGCGCUCUCCAUGGCGUCCUAAUUAGCCUAGCCGCAACGCCGCGCCCGUGCCUGCGGCAUGGAUGAACCCCUUCUUGGCAAUGGUCUUAAGACCAGCGGGAAAAGAGAGAGCCUGGUAGUGGCCGAGGUCAGAAAACAGAUGUACCUUGCUGGGCCACUCAUCGCUGCAUGGAUCCUACAGAACAUUGUCCAGAUGAUAUCUAUCAUGUUUGUCGGUCACCUUGGUGAGCUUGCCCUCUCCAGUGCCUCCAUCGCCACCUCCUUUGCAGGCGUUACUGGCUUCAGCUUAUUGUCUGGCAUGGCGAGCAGCUUGGACACACUGUGUGGGCAAUCGUUCGGGGCAAAGCAGUACUAUCUUCUUGGCAUCUACAAGCAGAGGGCAAUCCUUGUGCUCACUCUAGUCAGCCUUGUGGUUGCGAUUAUCUGGUCAUACACUGGACAGAUCCUUCUACUCUUUGGUCAGGAUCCAGAGAUUGCAGCUGGGGCAGGGAGCUAUAUCCGGUGGAUGAUUCCUGCGCUAUUUGUGUAUGGUCCACUACAGUGCCAUGUCCGGUUUCUGCAAACGCAGAACAUAGUCCUCCCAGUGAUGCUGAGCUCAGGUGCCACAGCACUGAACCAUCUGCUGGUGUGCUGGCUGCUGGUGUACAAGAUUGGUAUGGGCAACAAGGGUGCUGCCUUGGCCAAUGCCAUCUCAUACUUUACCAAUGUAUCAAUCCUGGCAAUUUACGUCAGGCUUGCACCAGCCUGUAGAAACACCUGGAGAGGGUUCUCAAAGGAGGCUUUUCAUGACAUAACCAGCUUCUUGAGGCUUGGUAUUCCAUCUGCGCUGAUGGUUUGCUUGGAGUGGUGGUCAUUUGAGCUCCUGGUACUUCUUUCUGGACUUCUCCCCAAUCCAAAGCUUGAGACAUCGGUUUUGUCCAUUUCCUUAAACACAGGCUCUUUAGCGUUUAUGAUCCCUUUUGGGCUUAGCGCAGCCAUAAGCACCCGUGUUUCAAAUGAACUUGGUGCUGGGCGACCCCAUGCUGCCCAUCUGGCUACCCGUGUGGUCAUGGUGCUGGCCAUCGUGGUUGGCGUAUUAAUCGGACUAGCUAUGAUUUUGGUGCGCAAUAUCUGGGGGUAUGCAUACAGUAAUGAGAAGGAGGUGGUCAAAUACAUCUCCAAAAUGAUGCCGAUCCUAGCCGUGUCAUUCUUGUUCGAUUGCGUGCAGUGUGUUCUUUCAGGUGUUGCUAGGGGCUGUGGAUGGCAAAAGAUUGGGGCUUGUGUUAAUCUUGGUGCAUACUACCUUAUAGGAAUUCCAGCUGCCUUCUGUUUCGCCUUUAUGUACCAUCUAGGUGGAAUGGGACUUUGGUUGGGAAUAAUCUGCGCACUCGUCAUACAGAUGCUAUUGCUUCUCACAAUUACCUUGUGCAGCAACUGGGAGAAAGAAGCUUUGAAGGCAAAGGACAGAGUAUUUAGUACAUCCGUACCAGCUGACAUGAUGACAUGAUAUUUCUGAAGAUAUUUUUUUGAAGGAAAUGCCCAUGAAACUUUGCCAAGGAACAUACUAAGAAUUGGUUGUUCAGAUUCAAGGCCUUUCUCCAUGCCAUCAGAAUGAUGCUUGGGUCUAGUAAUAGCUCCUGAGCAGUCUGUUUUUUACUUUUGGUCAAUACUCAAUACAUGGAAGAUGUUUGGUUUGAAGAACCACGCCAUCCUAGAUGAGGUGGUAUAUUAUAAGUUGAUAUAACGGCUCCAUACUAGUUAUUGAGGAAUGAGACGAUGAUUAUCUCAUGUAAUAAUAAUGCUUUUCCCCCUCUAGUUAUUGAUGUAAGACAAUUGAGGCAAAUGAACAAAAUGUCACAUUUGAUUAAAUAAGUUGCAUUGUCUAUUUGUGCAGUUGUUUGGGAAAUAAUUAAAUUGUAAUUUUAUAGUUUUUAAGGAGCUAAGAUUCAGUA